GCUCCGGGCGUGGGGAGGCCGAGACGCGGGAGUGCAUCUACUACAACGCCAACUGGGAGCUGGAGCGCACCAACCAGAGUGGCCUGGAGCGCUGUGAGGGUGAGCAGGACAAGCGGCUGCACUGCUACGCCUCCUGGCGCAACAGCUCCGGUACCAUCGAGCUCGUCAAGAAGGGCUGCUGGCUGGACGACUUCAACUGCUAUGACAGGCAGGAGUGCGUGGCCACCGAGGAGAACCCCCAGGUGUACUUCUGCUGCUGCGAGGGUAACUUCUGUAACGAGCGUUUCACCCAUUUGCCGGAGCCUGGGGGCCCAGAAGUCACGUACGAGCCACCCCCGACAGCCCCCACCCUGCUCACGGUCCUGGCCUACUCGCUGCUGCCCAUCGGGGGCCUCUCCCUCAUCGUCCUGCUGGCCUUCUGGAUGUACCGCCAUCGCAAGCCCCCCUACGGCCACGUGGAUAUCCACGAGGUGAGAUGGGGCUGCCCUGGGGUGGGGCAGGCUGGAGGUGGGAGGCCAGGCCAGACCCUAGGAGGCCCUUGGUCUCUCCCAGGACCCUGGGCCUCCUCCCCCAUCCCCUCUGGUGGGCCUGAAGCCGCUGCAGCUGCUGGAGAUCAAGGCACGGGGGCGCUUCGGCUGUGUCUGGAAGGCACAGCUCAUGAACGACUUUGUGGCUGUCAAGAUCUUCCCGCUCCAGGACAAGCAGUCCUGGCAGAGUGAGCGGGAGAUCUUCAGCACGCCAGGCAUGAAGCACGAGAACCUGCUGCAGUUCAUUGCCGCUGAGAAGCGCGGCUCCAACCUCGAGGUGGAGCUCUGGCUCAUCACGGCCUUUCACGACAAGGGCUCCCUCACGGAUUACCUCAAGGGGAACAUCAUCACGUGGAACGAACUGUGUCACGUGGCAGAAACCAUGUCACGCGGCCUCUCGUACCUGCAUGAGGACGUGCCCUGGUGCCGUGGAGAGGGCCACAAGCCGUCUAUCGCCCACAGGGACUUUAAAAGCAAGAACGUCUUACUGAAGAGUGACCUCACCGCCGUGCUGGCUGACUUCGGCUUGGCCGUCCGGUUUGAGCCAGGGAAACCUCCAGGGGACACCCAUGGGCAGGUGGGCACGCGACGGUACAUGGCCCCCGAGGUGCUAGAGGGAGCCAUCAACUUCCAGAGAGACGCCUUCCUGCGCAUUGACAUGUACGCCAUGGGGCUGGUGCUGUGGGAGCUCGUGUCUCGCUGCAAGGCUGCGGAUGGGCCCGUGGAUGAGUACAUGCUGCCCUUUGAGGAAGAGAUCGGCCAGCACCCGUCACUGGAGGAGCUGCAGGAGGUAGUCGUGCACAAGAAGAUGCGUCCCGCCAUUAAGGAUCACUGGCUGAAGCACCCGGGCCUGGCCCAGCUCUGUGUGACCAUUGAGGAAUGUUGGGACCAUGAUGCCGAGGCCCGCCUGUCCGCUGGCUGCGUGGAGGAACGGGUGUCCCUGAUCCGGAGGUCAGUCAACGGCACUACCUCGGACUGUCUUGUCUCCCUGGUGACCUCCGUCACCAACGUGGACCUGCCCCCUAAAGAGUCGAGCAUCUAAGCCCGAGACACCGCGUCCCUCCAGACUCAGUGGAGCUGAAGAGGAAAGGAGGAAAGAAAAAAGUUGUGUUUUGUUUUGGAGAUCCCAUAAAACCAACAAACACAUAAGAUGCAGCUGCUAUUUUACCUUGACUUUUUAUUGUUAUUAUAAUUAUUAUAAUUAUUAUUAUUAAUAUUAUUUUUGGGAUUGGAUCAGUUUUUACCAGCACACUGCUCUACUGUAUUGCAAACAGCGGACAUGUCAGCAGGCGUUGAGGUGCUGAGCUGUGAAUACAGAACCAGCGCCAUGCUGAAGAACCUCAGUCACCUCCUGUCCUUUGGGGUUCAUUUUUCCCACACCCUCUUUGUUUGUCGUCUCAGAACCUGUGACUCAAAGAAACCCAUCUCCUGUCUUAGGAAACUUAAUGCUGCAAACCCUACCUGGAGGAAUCUCUGGAGACUGUUAUAUAAGAACACAUCUUCCUCGGAAGAGGUGCUUCCUCUCCCCCUGCCCUCGUCCCCUCCGCUCCCCGCCCCCUGCCUUUCCUUUGGUUUUCUCCCUUUUUAGACCGUGAGCUGAAGAAACAGCAGAUGUGUCUUUCGUGGGUCUGACGGGUGUUAUCCCGACCGAGGAAAGACUGGGAUGAGGAGGAUGAUGGUUUGGACUGGAGCCGGCGGGGCAGACGGUGCUGGGGGUGGGGUUUGGAGCGGAGCUACACUGGAGUCAGCAUGUUUGGAGCAGCAUCCUUGGCUGUGGAGGCUACUUCUCAGGUAACCCAGAACUGAGGGCAAGGGGCUUGUAGAGGCCAAGCAUUGACGGCCAGAGCGGGGUUUGGAGAAAGUCUGAGAGCUGGUGUGGUUUGGACCCACCUGCUGGCCCUGGCCAGAUUUUUCCCACUAACUUGGGCUUGGGUAUAGAAAAAACAUUUUUUUUUCUGCCCUGAUUUUAAGGUUAGGUGAGGGUAGAAAUCACCACAAUUUAACGAGUGUGUUCUUUACAAGACUUGAUGCUGUAAAUGUCUU
Trichechus manatus latirostris (Florida manatee) is the source of this 2570-nucleotide messenger RNA. It is a transcript of the gene ACVR2B, whose product is annotated as activin A receptor type 2B. Gene Ontology annotation, cellular component: plasma membrane; activin receptor complex. The coding region runs from base 658 to 1569 and encodes 303 amino acids. The transcript has 9 exons. The record is from RefSeq and is a predicted model, not a curated record. Gene Ontology annotation, biological process: cellular response to growth factor stimulus; protein phosphorylation; activin receptor signaling pathway. NCBI's taxonomy places the organism in Eukaryota, Metazoa, Chordata, Mammalia, Sirenia, Trichechidae. Gene Ontology annotation, molecular function: activin receptor activity; activin binding; ATP binding.